GAGACUUGAGAGAGCAACCAGAAUUAUCCCACUUUACUGACAUACUGAAGACUCAGGGUCAGGAAUUGGCAGAGACCUGUUUUAAAGCCAGCUCUACCUGACCUGCUUGGGCUCUGUCCCUGGGCUGGCAAAGGCCCUGUACUGGAGGAGUCCAUGAAGCAGACUGCGGUACAGACCUGCGUGAGCCGGUACAAGGCUGCUCUGCUGGGCCUAGGUGUAUUAUUGUUCAUGCUGCUAUUGUAUGUGGGACUGCCUGGCCCCCCUGAGCAAACUUCCUGGCUCUUGGGAGACCCCAAUGUCACAGUCUUGGUUGGUCUUACCCCAGGAAACUCCCCCAUCUUUUACCGUGAGGUGCUUCCACUCCAUCGGACACACAGGGUGGAGGUGGUGCUGCUUCAUGGAAAGGCCUUUAACUCCCACACAUGGGAGCAGCUGGGCACACUGCAGCUAUUAUCACGGAGGGGCUACCGGGCUGUGGCCCUUGACCUUCCAGGUUUCGGGAACUCAGCACCUUCAAAGGAAGUAAGCACCGAGGCAGGGAGGGCAGAGCUGCUGGAGCGAGUUUUGCGGGACCUGGAGGUGCAGAAUGCUGUGUUAGUGAGCCCCUCACUGAGUGGCCACUACGCCCUGCCCUUCCUGAUGCAAAGCCACCACCAGCUACGUGGAUUCGUGCCCAUCGCUCCCACCUCCACCCAGAACUACAACCAGGAACAAUUCUGGGCCGUGAAGACCCCAACCCUGAUCCUGUAUGGGGAGCUGGACCACAAACUGGCUCAAGAGUCACUGCAGCAGCUCCGCCACCUGCCCAAUCACUCUGUGGUGAAGAUACACAACGCAGGCCAUGCCUGCUACCUCCACAAGCCACAAGACUUCCAUCUCGUCCUCCUUGACUUUCUUGACCAUUUGUCUUGAACUAACCCACUUCUGAAGCCCUAGGCCUGUCCUGUGCUAGGAGGGUCUGGACCACCACUCUCUCCCCACCAGGGAUGCAGGCCCAGCCAGGCCCAAGGGGCAGGCCCAGCCAGAAUGUCUCAUUUCACUUCACAGGCACAAUAAAGAAAAGCAUAUUUGUUUUGCCUAGAGAGUAACAGGCUCUCUUUCCUGGUGUGCCUCCAGAGAGGUAGGGGUGGGAGGCAAGUUUGGGACUGUUUAGGGGCAGGUGCUGGGGUUGGAGGGGAUGCUCCAGAACCCUGUGGAUCCAAGAGUGAGCCACUUCCUCACUGUAUGACUUCUGUAUGCCUUAGUUUAGUCAUCUGUUAAACAGACAUGAUGGUAACAUCUAGCUCGGAGGGAAGUUGUAGGAUUGAAUGUGUCUGGUAAGUAAAGCAUUUGGUCAUGUGGAGAUGGGGAAAGCAGGGGUGCAUGUUAAUGCUGCUGUAUGACCACUGAGAUUGGUGGGAAAUCCAGGGUCUGGGUAGCUGAGCUGAGUGUGGAAUGUAGAGUGUGUAGACACAAGUAUGGGGAAACUGGUUUACGAAUUAAAACAGCAUUGUUAUUGAAU
This is a messenger RNA of Marmota flaviventris (yellow-bellied marmot), 1501 nucleotides long. RefSeq names its product abhydrolase domain containing 14A (gene Abhd14a). NCBI's taxonomy places the organism in Eukaryota, Metazoa, Chordata, Mammalia, Rodentia, Sciuridae. The record is from RefSeq and is a predicted model, not a curated record. Gene Ontology annotation, cellular component: cytoplasm.